Alternaria infectoria is the source of this 534-nucleotide messenger RNA. RefSeq lists its product as uncharacterized. NCBI's taxonomy places the organism in Eukaryota, Fungi, Ascomycota, Dothideomycetes, Pleosporales, Pleosporaceae. The record is from RefSeq and is a predicted model, not a curated record. The transcript has 2 exons. Bases 1 to 534 code for a protein of 177 amino acids.
AUGGGCAACGAUAUGACAUACAUACUGACGUCUCUAGGUCGCCUCCCCCAAUCACCAGCCUUGUACACAGGCACAACAACCGGCCUCGAAGUCCUCGGCGACAUAUCCGACACCUACGUCCGCGGCACCUCUCUCCUCCCCUCCAUAUCCCACCCCCUCACCCGCCACGGCAUAAUCGGCGGUCCCAUCCACCGCGACGCCGAAGACGCCCGCAAAGCCGAAGAAGCCCGUCUCCAAGCCAUCGCCGACGCGGAAGAAGUCGAGAAGAGGAAGGCUGGCCUACUGCGUGCGAGGGAUAUGAAGGUCAACCAUAACCGACCCAUGUUUAAUGGGCCGAUGGGUAGACCUACAGUGGACGCGUAUGGCCAGCAUAUCAGUUACAGGGGCGAUGGGGGCGUUAGUAAGUAUACGGUGCCGAUGCCGGUGGGCGGUGGCGGGAAUGCCAACAGGGGGUUUGUGGCGCCGGAGUUUGCACAUUUGCUGAGUGGGAGUAACAGGAAGAGGAGGCUGUUUCCGAGUGAGAGGUUGGAGUGA